Trichosurus vulpecula (common brushtail) is the source of this 2517-nucleotide messenger RNA. It is a transcript of the gene PIGX, whose product is annotated as phosphatidylinositol glycan anchor biosynthesis class X. Gene Ontology annotation, cellular component: endoplasmic reticulum membrane. The record is from RefSeq and is a predicted model, not a curated record. NCBI's taxonomy places the organism in Eukaryota, Metazoa, Chordata, Mammalia, Diprotodontia, Phalangeridae. The transcript is spliced from 6 exons. Gene Ontology annotation, biological process: GPI anchor biosynthetic process. The coding region runs from base 16 to 936 and encodes 306 amino acids.
AAGUAUUCGCGGGAAAUGCGCACGCGCCUUACUUCGGCCACUUGGGAACCAGCGUCCAUAAGAGAGCUCGCGCAGGGAAAAGAGCAAGGGCGCGGAGGCGGGGGAGGGGCACGGCGAGGGUGCUGCUCUGCGCAUGCCUCCACCUUUCCUUUUCCCGGGCCUGCUCCAGCGGGCUUUCCUCGCUCUGGCGCCCUGGCUCCUCGGGCGGGGGCCUCGCUCCUGGUGUGGGGGGCUACCGUGCUUCUCCACUGCGCCGCAGCCAACCACUCGGGCAAAGAUACUAAUUGUUCAGAGAUUAUCUUGAUACAAGAAAUUGUGAAAGAUGGCUUUCACCGAGACUUGCUGAUAAGAGUGAAACUUGGUGGAGACAUUCAAAAUUCACAGACCUGCAAUGUUUUGAUUAAAUAUCACCUUCCAAAGGGAUUGUAUGUGGACCCAUAUGAAUUGGCUUCAUUACAAGAACACAAUGUGACAGAGGCAAUGAUAAUUCAAGAUACUGUUGAUUUAGAAGCCCCUGACUAUUUGUCUGAAGAAUUUGAUGUCUUUGUUUAUGCCAAGUCAGAUUCCCAGUGCUCAGAGUGCUUCAGAAUGAUUUUGCCCGUUCACUGCCGAUAUCACCAGACUGAGGAGAAAGAAGAAAGAGCUUUUGUGGUGGUGAAGAACCCAGAAUUACUUGUCAGUUGCUACAAUGAUUUUCCUUCUCUGAACUGCUGGAAACAGUCUGACCUAGAAGCUCCUUGUUCUAUGAGGAAUAAGCACAUCUGUCAAUGGAGCAAUGUGAAGUAUAAAUCAGUAAAUAAGGAUGUGAUACUACAGGUUCCAGUGGGGCAAAGAGUACAUUGGCUCUUCGUAUGUGUCAUAACGCUGCUUGUUACAGUCUUAUGCUCUGGUCUUAUCCUUAGAGCAGUCUUCAAACACGGUCAUUUCUCCCUGUGAGAAUGUAAUGUAAUGAUUUGUGGUAUUCUAGAAUUGUGGCAUUCCUUUUAAUUGACAGCAAUGUAUUUUAGUUUUGAUGAAACCAAUUUAAUAAAAAUGUAGAAUGGUGUUUUGUAAAUGAUUUCACCUAAUUUUUACUUAAUACAGAAAUUUAAUGCUGAAUUUUUGUUUGGCAAUUCCUCAUGUAUCAAGUGCCAAUAUAAACAAUUUAAUUCUGUUACAUGGAUAAAUAGAAUAGGGUCAAUUACAAGAUUGUAAGCUCUUUGAGGAUAAAGAAUCAUGUCUUAUUUAUAUUUGUAUCUUCCUUACAGCCUAAUGUAGCUCUUCGCUCUUAGUGUAAUAUAUGUUAAUUGAACUGGAAGAGAAAAAUUAGUUCUAUAUUCAGAGAAAUGAAUUUCUUACAUUUUUUGUCAUUAUUAACUAACAAAUCUUUUAAAAACCAGAGAAAGCAUUACAGAUGAGGGCACAAUAUUUCUAAUCAGACAUUUGAUUGAGGAUUAAUUUCUUUGAAAAACAAAAAACAUCUAGGGGUUUAGGGAGAAGCAAAAUUAACACAAGAUUAUUAUUACUAAUAGCAAAACUUACCAUACUCAAUAGCAUCCUAUCUCUAUCUUUUAUUAUACUGCUUCUGGUUUUAUAUAUAUCUAACAGUGGUGGGGAAAGGAAAAUAAUGAAGCUACUUAAUAAGCUUUAGUGUAAGAGAAUUGUGAGGGAACACAGCUCGAUUUGCCCCUUUAAGUUCUUUUUAUAAAAACAAUGCUUUCUAUGAAAUCUCAUGUAUCUCAUAAGAAGAUUAUUUACAGAUUGAUUUUUUUAAAUGGAACCCUGGUCACUGCUGUAUAUAGUUAAAAAAGUAGGAAGUAAGAAUAGCAGUAGGUGAACUUCAAAAUAACUCUGUGAAGUAAAUGUGCUGCUAACCAAUAAAUCAGGAUAUAUUAUUUUUAAAAAUAUAUUUUAUUUAUCAUGUUAAAUAUUUUCCAAUUACUUGUAAAAAUUGUUUUAACAUUAACAUUUAAAAAAAUUUUGAGUUCCAAAUUCUCUCCCUCCUAUUCCUCACCCACCCCUUGAGAAGGCAAGCAAUAUGGUAUCGAUUAUACAUGUAAAGUCAUGCAAAACAUAUUUCCAUAUUGGCUAUGUUGCAAAAGAAGACACAAAAAAUCCCCAAGAAAAAUAAGGUUAAAAAAAAAUAUGCAGCAAUUGGCAUUCAGAGUUCAUCAGUUCUCUCUCUCUGGGAGUGGCUAGCAUUUUUCGUCAUGAGUUGUUUGGAGUCAUGUUGGAAUUCAGAAUCAUUGUCUUGUUCAAAGUAGCCAAGUCUUUAACAGUCGAUCAUCAUUACCAUAUUGCUGUUACUAUGUACAGUGUUCUCCUGGUUGUACUCACUUCACUUUGUAUCAGUUCAUAUAAGUCUUCCCGGGUUUUUCAGUCAGGAUAUAUUAUAACUAUGUUUUUUUGUAGAGAAAAUGCAAUUUGAUAUAUGUGUGUAGUGUAUACAUGGAUAUGUAGGAUCAGGAGAAUUCCUGAUUUGCAAAUCUGUUCCUCAUAAUGAAACUAAUUAAUUAAACCACUAUUUGAUUACUGGCA